Aspergillus bombycis is the source of this 795-nucleotide messenger RNA. Its product is annotated as RTA1 like protein. NCBI's taxonomy places the organism in Eukaryota, Fungi, Ascomycota, Eurotiomycetes, Eurotiales, Aspergillaceae. The record is from RefSeq and is a predicted model, not a curated record. Gene Ontology annotation, cellular component: membrane. The transcript has 3 exons. The coding region runs from base 1 to 795 and encodes 264 amino acids.
AUGGCGGGUGCCGUUGUCUUCAUCGUUCUUUUUGCAGGCACAACACUCUUUCAUAUCUACCAGAUGGUCAGAACCCGAACUUGGUUCUUUCUCCCUUUUGUGAUUGGCGGCAUAUUCGAGGUACUCGGAUAUAUCGGGCGCGCGAUGUCCAGUCGGGAAUCCCCGAAUUGGACCUUGGGACCAUAUCUCAUCCAAACCUUGUUCCUGCUCCUCGCUCCAGCAUUGCUCGCCGCUUCGAUAUACAUGUUCCUCGGACGAAUAAUCCUAGUUCUACGGGCGGAGUCGCACGCAAUCAUGAGAAAGAAAUGGUUAACAAAAGUCUUCGUGACGGGCGACGUACUCUCUUUCCUCCUACAGGGCUCUGGCGGUGGUAUCCAAAGUGGCGGGAGUCUUGACAGCAUGAAGCUAGGAGAGAAAAUCAUCGUCAUCGGGCUUUUCAUCCAAAUAUUUUUCUUUGGCUUUUUCAUCGUCACGGCAGGCUCGUUCGAUAUGAAAUUAAAGAAAUAUCCUAUUCCGCGUUGCCACUCCGCCGAAAUCCCCUGGAGGAAGCAUAUGAAUGCGCUAUACGCGUCAAGUAUGCUGAUCAUGAUCCGGUCUGUAUUUCGCUUGGUUGAGUAUCUGCAGGGGAAUAAUGGAUAUCUCCUGCAUCACGAAGUUUUCCUCUAUGUCUUCGAUGCGGUGCUAAUAUUUAUCGCCAUGGUGAUCUUCAACAUCUGUCACCCUAGUGAAAUCGGGCGGCUCCUGGCCGAUGAAGUGAAUUAUGAACUAAAAGACACAUAUAGUGUAAUGCCGUGA